Molecule: messenger RNA, 2337 nt
Organism: Salpingoeca rosetta
Lineage: Eukaryota; Choanoflagellata; Craspedida; Salpingoecidae
Exons: 2
Coding region: 8-2023 (671 amino acids)
Source: RefSeq, a predicted model, not a curated record
CCCCAAUAUGCGUCCACCGCCGCCGCUGGUGAAACCGAAGCCUGGUGCUGACAAGGCAAGCGCCCGACGGCCGGCCGUAGCAGCAAAGCCACCGUUGAAGGCAAAGCCACCGUUGAAGGCAAAGCCACCGUUGAAGGCAAAGCCAGCGUUGAAGGCAAAGCCACCGUUGAAGGCAAAGCCAGCGUUGAAGGACAAGCCAGCGUUGAAGGCAAAGCCUACCAAGCCACCGCCAGCAACCAAGCCAGUGCCUACGGCGAAGCUAGUGCGAGCAACCACCAAGCCACCACCUGCAACCAAGCCACCAUCGGCGAAACCUGCGCUGAAAUCCAAGCCACCGCUUGCAUCCAAGCCUGCGCCGACAGCGAAACCACCGCCAGCAUCCAAGCCAGUGCCUGCGGCGAAGCCAGUGCGAGCAACCAUCAAGCCACCUCCUGCAACUAACAAGCCACGUCCUGCAACUAACAAGCCACGUCCUGCAACUAACAAGCCACCACCGACGCGGCCAAAGCCAGCACCGAAACCGCCAGGGGUCGUGCGAUCUGCAAGUAUGUCCCUGUCUUCGCCACGGUCGCGGUCAACAAUAGCUUCGUCGACAUCAUCGACAGCACGAGCAACCCCAACCACCCCAACAGGCACUGAGGCAGGGCCUGUGGUGUCGGCGGCUCGGGCCGCCAGGCAGCUCAAGCCACAAGGACACCGUCCAUGCGCGCACACAGCGGCAGUGGCGAAGCGUCCAGGCAUCAAGCCGAAGCCUGCCGUGAAGAAGCCGUCAACGGAAUCAGCACCAGCAACGAAACAGAAGCCACAACCGAAGCCAACGACACAGCCAGCGCAGCCCGCAGCCCAACAGCCACAGCAGUCACCCUUGCAGCCACAUCAAUCUUUGCGCAGGUCAUCAACAGCAUCGACUGCGCCCAGUCGUUACAGCAGUAGCUCGACAGGGGAUGGUACACCUGGCACGUCAUCAGCACAACGCGUUCCUCAAACUACGACUACUACUACCACCACCACCACCACCACCACCACCACUACAGGAACUGCCGAGGCAGACAGAGCCACGGAAGCCACAGGCAGUGCGUCUGCCAGGAAGAAGGCUGCGAUACUGCAGGAGCUGUUUGGGGAUGAAGACAGCGAUUCGGAGGAGGAUGAGCUACUGUUUGGCCGAAAGGUGCAAUCCAGCAAGCCUGGUCAGCAGAGGGCGCCGGGGCCUGAUGCAAGUAGUGCAGCAACCACGACGACAGCAGCAACAGCGAUAGCCCGCGAACGUCGUCAUGGCGGGGGCGUUCAGUCUCUCUUUGCAGAUGACAGCAGCGAUGAGUGGGAUAAUGAAGAGGAGGAAGAUGGCGGGAGAGAAGAGGUGGAGAACACGGAACAGAAACGCGACGCGAAGGAGCAGGAGGAGGUGAAGGGGAUGGAAAGCCAGGAGAGCGAGUUUGAUGAGGAGUCUGACGAGGAGGAGGAGGAGGAGGAGGAGGAUGUGUUUGCACAGCCUGUGAAGCGGCACUUGAGCGACGUGCAGACGCCGGCCUGGCUGGAAGACAGCGAUGACGAUGAAAAUAACGCAGGGGGCGAGCAGCAAGAGGAAGAACAAGAGGUGGUAGAACAAGAGGUAGAACAAGAGGAAGAACAAGAGGUGGUGGAACAAGAGGUGGUGGAACAAGAGGAAGAACAAGAGGUGGUGGAACAAGAACAGCAGCAGCAGCAGCAACAACAACAACAACAACAACAACAACAACAACAACAACAACAACAACAACAGCAGCAGCAGCAGCAGCAGCAGCAGCAGCAGCAGCAGCAGCAGCAGCAGCAGCACGAUGAGGACGAUGAGGACGAGGGCGCGGCCGAGGCGUCUUUGUCAUCGAAGGCAACCAAAUCACAUCGCAAACGAAGGCACAGGAAAAGGGGAGGCGCAGCCCCGGCCACUGGUGACAAUGAUAAGCCUGCAAAGAUGCAGCGAUGGCGGCAGCACCAUCAAAAGCACUUGGAAGAAACGGCAGAUCUCUUCAGCAGUGACCUCUUCUGACACUGACGGCCACACACACACACACACACACUCGCUCACUGUUUUGUUAAUUUCUCUCUUUCGCGUUGUGCUCAGCAGACCUGUUACGUUUCGCUGAACGUGCUCAUCAUCCCGCAUUAUGCUUUCGCCACCUCGCGUGCACGUUUGCAGUUGGUUUGCGUUUGUGACAUGUCACUUUCACUUUCGAUUCGGUUGUUCUGACUUUGUUAUGUUACAUUAUGUCUGCCGUCCACUGCUCUGUUAUCACAACACAAGAACGAUACACACAACGCGAACUGCUUCUUCCCUGUGGCUCUUUGCUCGCUGUGGUCUGC